AUGACUGCUGAUAGAAGAACAACUACAGACUAUCGUUUACAACUUUUACAAGAAAUGCGAUGUCAGAAUUAUGAUAUGAUUCGUUUUGCAUCAUAUAGAACAGCGUGUAAACUCAGAUAUGUCCAAAAAAAAGUUUAUUUACAUAUGAUCGAUAUAUGGAAUGUUAUUGAAGCUUUUCGUGAAAAUGGAUUAAAUACACUUGAAUCUCACGUUGAAGUAAAUGUUUCCAAAUUUGAGACACUUAUAACAAGUCUGUAUCUUAAUUUGAAUAAACGAUUACCUACUCAACAACAUGUACAUGAUGAUUUAUUGACUACAAUUCUUCUUAAUUGGAUUAUGUCAGUUUAUUCUGCUAAUGAUACUAUGGGAAGAAUAAGAGUAUUAUCUAUAAAAGUAGCUUUGGUUACAAUGUGUUCGGGGAAACUUAUGGAUAAACUUAGAUAUAUAUUUUCGCAAAUAUGUGACCAAAAUGGACAUAUGGUAGCUUGGAAAUUUCGAGAAUAUUUACAAGAAGUAUUAUUACUUCCUUCAGCUGUAUAUGAAUCUCCUUCUUUUCAUUAUACUGAUCAGAUAUCGGCUGAAAUAUUUUGUGGGAAUGGUAAAGUGACUGUAAAUGAUUUUAUGGAUUCAAUGAUGUCAGAUCCUGGACCUGCUUGUCUUGUGUGGUUACCAUUAUUGCAUCGGUUAGCUAAUGUUGAAAAUGUAACUCAUCCUAUUUCUUGUGAUGCUUGUCGACGUGAUAAUUUUACCGGAUUUCGAUAUCGUUGUCAAAAAUGUCAUAAUUUUCAAAUGUGUCAAGAAUGCUUUUGGAGAGGACGAGUUGCAUCUAGUCAUACAAUUGAGCAUGAUGUUAAAGAGUAUACUAGUUAUAAAUCUCCUAGUAAACAAAUUGGGCAUUCUCUUCGAAAAUCAUUUCGCUGUGUACCAGAAAAAGAAAAAGCCAAUAUACCACGUUUUCCUGAGGAGCCAGAAAAGACUAUUAAUUUAUCACAUAUAAUACCUCCGUCACCUUUGCCGUGCCACAAUGGGUUUUCUGAAUUAUCUAUUAGUAGUCAAUUUAAUACGUUGGAUAGUAAAACAAGUUCAAGAAGUCCUGAUAAGCGCACAAUGAGUUUAGAUUACACGUCAAUGGAUGAUGAACAUAAAUUAAUUGCACGAUAUGCUGCACGACUUGCUGCUGAAGCUAAAGUAGGUAGAGCUCCAUCAGAAGGUUCUUUAAGCUUAGAUACUUCUAGAGCUCAAAGAGAACUUAUUAUUCAACUGGAAUCUAAAAAUAGAGAAAUUAUGAAAGAAAUUUCAAAACUUAGAAAACAACAAGAAAUGGAAGGUUUUUGUUCUGGAUUUUCUGAAGAUAAUCCAGCACUUAUGAGUGAACUCCGUGCAUUGAGAAAUAGAAAACACGAAUUAGAAUCACAUUUGACAUCUUUACAGGAUUCUAGAAGGCAAUUAAUGGACCAAUUGGAGGGAUUAAUGAAACUUCUGAAAAAUCAUCAAGGGUCUCCACGUUCAACUCCAAAUUCAUCGCCACGCUCAACUAAAUCUCCUCCUCCUUCAAAGUCAGCACCUCCUACACCCGGUGGAACAUUGACUUCAGCUUCAUCUUUGUCUCUCAUGUCCACAUCUGACUCAUUAAUGGUUGGUGAUGUAAGAUCAGCAUUUACCGGCAACUCUCUAGCAAGUACACCUGUUAAUUCAUCAAGUUUAAAUUCUGGGGCAAGUGGUUCUGUCACAUGUGGCAAUCGAAGUUUAAGAAAUGAUUUGUUAGUCGCUGCAGAUUCAGUGACAAAUGCCAUGUCAUCAUUAGUCAAGGAGUUAAACUCCGAAAGCCAAGUGAAUGAAAAUAUAUCCAACUCUGCAAUUCUCAAACCAUUAGGCUACAAUUCCAAAGAAGAUGAAAAUAUAAAAAUUAAUAAAGAUUUUAGAAGUGAUAGUUUAUCCAGAAGUCAAUAUAAUAAGGCGAAGACACAAAAUAAUCAAACGGAUAGUUGCACAUCCCCUGCUAAUAUGAGACGUGCUACUAAUUCUGGUUCAAAAAAUAAUUCUCCAGAAGCUGAUUCUAUGACACGAUGGCGAUAA
Macrosiphum euphorbiae (potato aphid) is the source of this 2076-nucleotide messenger RNA. Lineage: Eukaryota; Metazoa; Arthropoda; Insecta; Hemiptera; Aphididae. The record is from the annotation of a GenBank genome assembly.